AUGAUACCAAACAUCUCUACUCCAGAUAAUGAUAUAAUUGUGGGUUUCAAGAAGGAAGAAAAAACUAUCAUAAAACAUCUCAUUCGUGGGUCAAAGGAGAGAGAAGUUAUUUUAAUUACUGGCAUGGGCGGAUUGGGAAAGACAACUUUAGCAAGGAGAGUGUAUAAGGAGAAAGCUGUAGUCAAUCACUUUCACAAGCGUGCCUGGUGUACUGUUUCUCAAGAAUAUGAUUGUAAGGACUUGUUGAACAAAAUAUAUAAUCAAGUUUGUAGCAAGGUGGCAGAGACCGAGAUUGAUAGUGUAGCCGAAAAGCUUCGCAAAAGCCUGAUGGGAUUGAGAUACCUUAUAAUGUUGGAUGAUAUUUGGAGUGUGAAAGUAUGGGAAGAGUUGAAUAUAGUUUUUCCCUCAUGUGACAAUGGAAGCAGAAUUAUUUUAACAAGCAGACAAGAAAGUGUGGUUUCUGAUGCCAAACUUAUUUGUCUUCCUUUCUUCACUAUUGAUGAGAGUUGGAAAUUAUUGGAAGUGAAGUUAUUUAAAGGGAAGGGAUGUCCUAAAGAGCUUGAAAAUGUUGGAAGAGAAAUAUCUAAUAAAUGUAAGGAAUUGCCUUUGACAGUUGGUUUGAUAGCGGGUCUUCUUGAAAAAGUUACAAAGAGUGAGCAAAUGUGGCGUGAAUUUCUUCUUACUCUAAACUCCCAUGUUACUUUUGCAGACGGAAUACAAAGCAAUGAUGCGAUAGAGCUUAGUUACAUGUAUUUAUCAGAUCAUUUGAAACCAUGCUUACUUUACUUUGCUUCAUUCCUUGAAGAUGAAAGAAUUGAAGUUUCAAAACUAAUAGAACUAUGGAUAUCUGAAGGAUUCAUCAUAGGAAUGACAGAGAAAGGGAGAGUAGAAGAUGAGGCAGAAGAUUACUUAAACCAAUUGGUUAGAAGUAACCUAAUUAUGGUGUCGGGAAAGAAUUAUGAUGGUCGCAUCGUAUCAUGCAUGGUUCAUGAUUUGGUACGUGACUUUUGCUUAACAAAAGCUAGAGAAAAAAUUUUCUUAGAGAUAAUUAAUAUGGAAAAGGAGUGGGAUCCAACUCUGAAGUUUACCCCAUAUCGAAUAUGUUUCCAUAUGCAUUCGACAUCUGAUAAUGCUUCUGAAUUGGUACCACGGAAUUCUUCUAUUCACACAGUUUUAGUUUUCCAUUGCUAUACGCCCUUUUAUAAUGCCUCAUGGAUUGCUAAAAAAUUUGAACAUCUCACAAUCUUGGAUUUAGAGGCAAUCCGUGUGUACCAAUCAUUUUUGUCUGAAGUUAGCUUACUAACUCAUCUAAGUUGCAAUAAGUCUUGCAUGGAGAAAUCAAGAUCAGUUAUGAUUGAAGCAAUUCCUGCUUGUUCAAAAGAAUUGCAAACCUGGAUGCCUUCUAGUUUUGAUGAUGUUUCAACAUUGAAAAGGAUCAUUGCGUUCAAUUGCAAUCACUCUGUUGGCUCUUGGCUGGACAACAUUAAGAAAUCUGCAUGGGAUAUAGGAAACGAGCAACUCGGAGUCGAGGAGAGACUCUGUAAGUGA
Molecule: messenger RNA, 1548 nt
Organism: Ipomoea triloba (trilobed morning glory)
Lineage: Eukaryota; Viridiplantae; Streptophyta; Magnoliopsida; Solanales; Convolvulaceae
Product: putative late blight resistance protein homolog R1B-17
Exons: 3
Coding region: 1-1548 (515 amino acids)
Biological process (GO): defense response to other organism
Molecular function (GO): ADP binding
Source: RefSeq, a predicted model, not a curated record